This is a messenger RNA of Ectocarpus sp. CCAP 1310/34, 4516 nucleotides long. The record is from the annotation of a GenBank genome assembly. Lineage: Eukaryota; Phaeophyceae; Ectocarpales; Ectocarpaceae.
UUAUUUCUUUGAGCACCUGAGCACACCGCGUCAAAAGCCAAAGCCCCCUCUUGCCACGAGUGUUCAAGGGCACAACACAGCCCACCGGCAGCACUGAUUGCAUGCGGAGCUUCACGUGAGCUGUUUCCUGUUGGGAUCAACGGAAAAGCACGGGCGCGUGUUUUUGUGUGUUCACGCGUGCACUUCUUGACGGACACACAUCGUAAAAUAGCGUGCCUUGAGUGCCUUAUUUUUUUCGGCGGGUCAUCACUGAAGAGAUGGCUCCGGACAUCUCGGCGGUGUCCGGCGACCUAAUGCGGGCUGAAACGAUCGCAGUCGGGAGCGACAUCUGGACGGACGAUGAGGAAGGGGAAGUGUGGACGAUCGCCGAGGUCGUGCACCAGGAAAACACUAUGCUGACGGUCCGGUACAAGAGCACUGGCGAAGAGCACAAGAUCGAUUUGGGGUUUGGAGAGACGUUCCCGACGAACCCGAGAGUCGUGCCGGACAUGACGUCACUGCAUCACAUCCACGAGGCCGGAAUCCUCCACAACCUGAGGGAGAGGUCAAAGCUUAGGAACCAGCGGCCGUACACGUUCAUGGGCACUAUCCUGAUCGCGGUGAACCCAUUACAAAGAGUACCCAGCCCGGACAUGCGUGACUACAUGGACAAAUCCCUCAACCCCGAGACCCCGCACCCCUACGCCAUCGCCGAGUUGGCCUACCACCAGAUGCGUCUGGGCGCCGGCCGAAAACUGGCCAACCAGUCCAUCGUUGUGUCCGGAGAGAGCGGCGCCGGCAAAACCGAGACCUCAAAGAUCAUCCUGAGCUUUCUCACCCGCCGGUCUGUGGGGGGAAUCGCGAACUUGGACCAGAAGGUGGUGGACUCCUCCCCUAUCUUGGAGUCUUUCGGAAACGCCAAGACGCUUCGGAACAACAACUCGUCCCGGUUCGGAAAGUUCCUCAAGCUGCAGUUCACCAAGGACAAGUACCGCCUCGCCGGCGCGUUCAUCGAGACCUACCUGCUGGAGAAGAGCCGCGUGCUUACCCAGGGAACGGGAGAACGAAACUUCCACAUCUUGUACCAGCUCGUCGCCGGUGCUUCCGCCCUCGAUGACGACCUCAAGCUGGAAGACGUGGAAUCGUACAAGAUUCUCGCUCAGAGCGAGUGCGUCACGCUGGAUUGCAUGGAUGAUACCGAAGAGUUCGCUACGGUGAAGUCCGCGUUCGACACGAUCGGGAUGAGCGCCGAGUCGCAAGCACAGGUCUGGCGCAUGCUGGCGUCGGUGCUGCACAUGUCGAACCUCGAGUUUGACAAGGUGGACCACGAGCAGGGGGAGAUCGCCUCCAUCUCCGACCGCGAGGCCCUGUCGACGCUCGCGGCGUUCCUUGCGGUUGAAGAGUCAGCGCUAGAGGCCAUGCUGACGCAGAGGGUGGUGGUCACCAGGGGGGAGACGUUCACGAAGCAGCUCGGCCUGGAAGAGGCCAACCUCACCCGUGACGCGAUCGUCAAGUCGCUCUACGAGGCCCUGUUCCUUUGGGUGGUUGCGGUCAUCAACACCUCCCUGGGCAAGGGUCCGGACAGUUUGCCGUUCAUCGGCGUGCUGGACAUCUUCGGUGCUCUGAACUUCGACACGAAAAACGAGUUCGAGCAGCUGCUCAUCAACUUCACCAACGAGAGCCUGCAGGACACCUUCAACAAGCAGGUGUUCAACAACGAGCUCAAGCUUUACGAGGCCGAGGGGAUUGACGUGGUGGUGUCCAACUGCCCGGACAACGCCGAGUGCCUCAAGAUGCUCUCGAGCAGGCCCAAGGGCAUCAUCCCCAGCCUGGACAACGUGUGCGCCGAGCCUAACCCCAGCGACUCCCGCUACCUGAGCGCGCUGCACAAGGAGCACGAGCGGCACGAAGACUUCCCGCGCACCAAGCCGCAGGACAUGCGCGAAUGCUUCUGGGUGAGGCACUACGCCGGGAAGGUGAAGUACACCGUUGAAGGGUGGGUGGAGAGGAACAUGGACCGAGUCCCGGAGUCGUUCAGCAGCACUCUCGCCGCAAGCACGAGCAAGGUUGUACAGGAGGCUACAAGCCAUUACGGCAAGCCCCCGAGCGGUGGCGCUGCCGCCAAAGCGAAGCCGACACGGGCACGCAAGACCCUCGUCAAGCCUACGGUGGCGAAGGCUUUCUUGGGGUCCAUGGAGGCCCUCAACGUCACUCUGCUGAGCACCAUGUGCAACUUCGCGCGUUGCAUCAAGCCCAACGCAGAGAUGCAGUGCGGUGUCUUCGACAACAGGUACGUCGUGGACCAGCUGCAGUGUUUGGGAAUCCUGCAGACCUGCGAGGUGCUCAAGGUUGGCAUGCCCACCCGCGUCACGUACACCGAGCUCAAGGAGGUCCUCGGGGCGAGCGCUGCGGAGGCGGAGAAGCUUUUCGAGGGGGAGCCAGAGACGGCCUUGAUCGCGGCCAUCCUUUGGGCCUUUGAGGUUCCCUCGGAGGUGUUCCGGCUGGGAAGAACCCGCGUUUUCUUCCGCGCGGGUCAGAUCUCCACCCUCCAGAAGAUCCUCAACGAGACCGGCCCGGAGAAGGCUCCCUGGAUCUUCGAGAGGCUGCAGGAGGCCCUGGCCAACAGGCACAAGGCUAAGGCCGCCGCCGAGGAAGCGCAGGCUGCCGUCGACCUCACCGAGACAGCCGUAAAAGAGGCCCACGACGAGACGAUCAAGGUCAUCGGGGCCGAGGAGGACGACGGGGACGGUUCCUCGGUCCGCCCCCCCCCCAAGCCCGUCCUGAGCAGCGACGAAAAGUACAAGCUGGAGACGGCGGCGAAGCAGGCUCGCAAGGCCGGCGACUGCGUCCAACAGGUGGACCAAUUCAUGCAGGCAGCAAGAGAGGACGAUAUCGGGAAGCAUGCGGUGGGAGCCAUGGACCGCGUCGUGGCGGCAUCAGAGGAGACCCUCAAGACCAUCAAGACGUCGUCCACAAUUGCCGACGAGCUGGACGCCGCAACUCGCACGGCCAAGGGGGGUGACACGGCCGGAGAGAUCCGCAGGCUGGAAGACUCGCUCAAGCGGCUCCUCGGCUCGUUCCAAGAGGCCAAGGACCUGGCUGUGGGAUCGCAGGAGGCAGCAGCCAAGUGCCAGGUUGAGAAGACCACGGACUUGAUGGAGCAGACGAAGCGGAAGGCUUCCGCCGUAACGGGGCAGGCCGGCGUCGUCAUGAAGGCCGCGAGGGACAUCGAACAUGCGGGCAAGCGGCAGGUGGAGGCCCUCAAAGAGGCCAACGCCCUGCUUCCCACUGCCGCGGCCGCCACGGAAGCGGCCCUGGCUGCUCUCAGCUCGUUCAAGGCGCUGGUUGCCGAAGCGAGCGACGAGGAGAACGUGGCGCGGGAGAAGGCGGAAGCGGAAGCUGCGGCGGCGGCGGCAGCGGCGGCGGCAGCGGCUAAGGCGGCAGCGGAAGCGGCGGCGGAGGAGAAGCGGAGAGCCGAGGAGGCCGCCCGGGAAAAGGCUGCUAAGGAAGCGGCGGAGGCAGCUGAGCUUCAGGCCAAGCGGGAUGCAGAGGCGGCGGCGGCAGCGGCAGCGGCGGCGGCGGCUAAGGCGGCAGAAGAACAAGCAAGGGCUAUGGCUGAGAUGGAAGCGAGAGUUAAGGCUGAGGUGGAAGCGAAGUACAAGGCCGAGGCGGAAGCGAGAAUUAAGGCGGAGGCGGAAGCGAAGGCAAAGGCGGAGGCGGAAGCGAAAGCUAAGGCUGAGGCGGAGGCGGAAGCGAAAGCUAAGGCUGAGGCGGAGGCGGAAGCGAAAGCUAAGGCUGAGGCGGAAGCGAAAGCUAAGGCUGAGGCGGAAGCGAAAGCUAAGGCUGAGGCGGAAGCGAAAGUCAAGGCGGAGACUGAAGCGAAAGCGAAGGCUGACGCAGAACUGGAGGAGAAGACGAAGAGAAUGUCGCUCGAUCCGUCCGAGAUGAGCGAGGACGGCGACGAGUCCGGUGCUCUGCCCCCUUCCGGGGCUCCCGCCCGGGGGCAGCGCGGGUCCUUCAUGAAGAAGCAGCCCUCGCAGUCCGCCAGGUUCAAGGAGGCAUUGGAAGGCGGCGUCACGGAGGGAACCGAGGGCCACCUGAUGAAGCAAGUCCUCUCAACCAUGUGGAAAUCCCGCUACUUCCGACUCGAGGACGACAUCCUGACCUUCUACGACACCAAGUCUCUCGUCGGUACACGCAAAAACAAGGCAAGAAGAAAAUUGAGGGCGUGUGCACCAGUGGUAGGGGUGUUGAAGCAGAACUGGCGGCGGGAAGACUUGCAGGCGCGAGUGAGUGUGUGAGAAGUUAGGGUGGUGUGAUGUUUGGCUGAUGUUACAUUGAAAACGAUGAUGUGCAAAGAGUGUUGUUGCAGGUCACGUUGGGCUGAGAUGAAGGGCCAAGCGACAAGGUGGUAGGCGCACUAUUGUAGCACGGUGGUGUUUGAAUGGCUGCGACUCAGGUUAAGACUUGUCACGUAGCACGUGGUGUUGGAACGGCUGCGACUCAGGUUAAGGCUUUCUCACGUACGUGACAGCGU